Hyla sarda is the source of this 3399-nucleotide messenger RNA. It is a transcript of the gene IWS1, whose product is annotated as interacts with SUPT6H, CTD assembly factor 1. The record is from RefSeq and is a predicted model, not a curated record. NCBI's taxonomy places the organism in Eukaryota, Metazoa, Chordata, Amphibia, Anura, Hylidae. Bases 163 to 3087 code for a protein of 974 amino acids. Gene Ontology annotation, cellular component: nucleus. Gene Ontology annotation, biological process: poly(A)+ mRNA export from nucleus. The transcript is spliced from 14 exons.
AGUGACCCUAUCGUCGUCCUGCUCCUAGGGCGCAUGUGCAACCCGGUGUGAGUGCGGCCUAUCGAUUUAAUCUAUUACGUUACACCGUAAAUUGGAAGCGGUGGAGACAGCUUGAACGUCUUCUCAGUUACCGAGGCGGUUUGGGCAUCUAGGCGGCCAGCCAUGGAGGCGGCUUAUUAUAGCCCCGAGCACUCAGAUGAUGGGGGCGCAACCCCAGUGCAAGAUGAACGAGAGUCGGGCUCUGAUGAUGAAGGAAAUAAUGAGCAUCAUGGAUCAGAAGGUGAAAGUCCAAGUAGAUAUGAGAAUGACAACAGUGAUGCUGAAGAAGUACACAAACGUCAAGGCAGUGGUUCAGAUAAUGAAGUCAAUGAUUCAGACGAUGAUGAACGCAGGCCACACAACUCCAGUGAUGUGGAGGAUGACAGUUUUAAUCGCAAUGCUAGUGACUCUGAAACUGAAGGGGCUCAUAAUCAUGUUGCUAGUGAUUCAGAGGAUGAGGCACCCCAACAGAAAGAUAGUGAUGAUGAUGAUGAUGAUGGCAUGCCUGUUAAAGGUGCAGCAAGUGACUCUGAAGAAGAGGUACGAUCUAGACCUUCGGCCAGUGAGUCUGAUGAGGAUAGACCUACCAAAAGAAAGUUAAAAAAGAACAACUCAGAGGAUGAGGACCCUGUCAGGCAUGCAGGCAGUGACUCUGAGGAUGAGACUCCUAAGAAGCAUGCAGGCAGUGACUCUGAAGAUGAAGCUCCUGCCAAGCACGUGGCCAGUGACUCUGAAGAUGAAGCUCCUGCCAAGCGCGUGGCCAGUGACUCUGAAGAUGAAGCUCCUGCCAAGCGCGUGGCCAGUGACUCUGAAGAUGAAGCUCCUGCCAAGCGCGUGGCCAGUGACUCUGAAGAUGAAGCUCCUGCCAAGCGCGUGGCCAGUGACUCUGAAGAUGAAGCUCCUGCCAAGCGCGUGGCCAGUGACUCGGAAGAUGAAGCUCCUGCCAAGCGCGUGGCCAGUGACUCGGAAGAUGAAGCUCCUGCCAAGCGCGUGGCCAGUGACUCGGAAGAUGAAGCUCCUGCCAAGCGCGUGGCCAGUGACUCGGAAGAUGAAGCUCCUGCCAAGCGCGUGGCCAGUGACUCGGAAGAUGAAGCUCCUGCCAAGCGCGUGGCCAGUGACUCGGAAGAUGAAGCUCCUGCCAAGCGCGUGGCCAGUGACUCGGAAGAUGAAGCUCCUGCCAAGCGCGUGGCCAGUGACUCGGAAGAUGAAGCUCCUGCCAAGCGCGUGGCCAGUGACUCGGAAGAUGAAGCUCCUGCCAAGCGCGUGGCCAGUGACUCGGAAGAUGAAGCUCCUGCCAAGCGCGUGGCCAGUGACUCUGAGGAUGAGAGACCUGUUAAGCGCUCGGCUAGACGUGCUAUCAGUGGAUCAGAUGAGGAUGCACCUAAAAAGAAGUCUAGUAGGUCAGAAGAUAAGGCUCCUGCUAAAAGGAAAAUUGUUGACUCAGAUGAUGAAGCUCCUGCUAAGCGUGCAGUUAGUGACUCGGAUGAUGAACGUCCCAAACCAGCGCACAGCGAUUCUGAAGAGGAUACACCUUCUAAGCGGGCAGCCAAUAAUUCAGAGGAUGAAUUUCCCAGGAUGAAAAGAAAAAUUGUGUCAUCAGACGAUAGUGAUGAUCAAGUGGAAAGGAAAAUGACCAAAAAAAAGAAGAAAAGGGCACAACGCCGAAGUUCAGGCAGUGAUGACAGCGCAAAUGAGAGUGCCAGGAAGAAGGCCACUUCAGACAGUGAAGAAGAAGGAGGCAAAAAAAUUUCAAAAAAGAAAAUUCUUUCUGACAGUGAAGAUGAUGAGGCAAAUGAUAAACCAGCCUCUAAAAAGAGUAGAAUCCUCUCAGAUGGAGAUGACUCUGAUAGUGAUGAGUCUUCCAAGAAAACUCCUCAAAAAAAGAAGGCAGUUUCAUCUGACAGUGAAGAGGAUGGGGCAAAAUCUAAAGACGAACCAAAAAAUGCAGAAAAUAAGCUCUUUGGUAGUGACAGUGAAUCUGGAAAUGAAGAGGAAAAUCUAAUUGCAGACAUUUUUGGAGAGUCUGGGGAUGAAGAAGAGGAGGAGUUUACGGGUUUUAACCAAGAGGAUCUGGAAGGAGAAAAGCCAGCAGCACCCAUGCCAGCUACAAAUGCAGAUGAAGAUUCAGACUCUGAUGUUGAUAUGAAAUCUGGUAAAAUGACUGAUUUCAAAUCAGACUUUGAGAUUAUGUUAGAGAGGAAGAAGAGCAUGAGUGGUAAGAGGCGGAGAAAUCGUGAUGGUGGCACUUUUAUUAGUGAUGCAGAUGAUGUAGUGAAUGCUAUGAUCAUGAAAAUGACUGAAGCUGCAGAGGAGGAUAGAAAUCUUAACUCCAGCAAGAAGCCAGCACUGAAGAAGUUAACACUGCUCCCCAUUGUUGUGAUGCAUCUAAAAAAACAAGAUUUGAAAGAGACAUUUAUUGACAGUGGAGUGAUGUCUGCCAUAAAAGAAUGGCUUUCUCCCCUUCCUGACCGCAGCUUGCCUGCACUAAAGAUCAGAGAGGAGCUGCUCAAGAUACUACAAGAGCUGCCCAGUGUGAGUCAGGAGACUCUAAAACACAGUGGCAUUGGCAGAGCUGUUAUGUACCUAUACAAACACCCUAAAGAGUCCAGACCAAACAAGGAUAUCGCUGGGAAGCUGAUAAAUGAAUGGUCCCGACCUAUUUUUGGGUUGACAUCUAACUACAAGGGGAUGACAAGAGAAGAGCGAGAACAAAGAGAUCUAGAACAGAUGCCACAACGGAGAAGGAUGAGCAGCUCGGGCGGUCAGACACCACGCAGGGACUUAGAAAAAGUUUUGACUGGAGAAGAGAAAGCACUGCGUCCAGGUGACCCAGGUUUUUGUGCCAGGGCUAGAGUUCCUUUGCCCUCUAACAAGGAUUAUGUUGUCCGUCCCAAAUGGAAUGUGGAUAUGGAGUCAUCGCGGGGAAGUGCAAAGAAAGGUGUAAGCCGAUUGGACAAACAAAUGAGGAAGUUCACAGAUAUCCGAAAGAAGAAUAGUUUUGGCCAUGCAGUUAAAAUCAGCAUAGAAGGGAAUAAAAUGCCUUUGUGACACAUGUUACUCUUGCCAAUGUUUGGGACAGAGCUUUUAUUGGACUUGUCCUGUUGCAUUCACAGAAUUGGACUCUAUUGAGCCUUUUGCAAUCGUUUUAAUGUUUUCCCCUGGCCCUGUAAAUGUGGUCUAUGUUCUGCGGGAGACAAGGUUUCUUGCUUUCCACUUUCACACCUCUCUGGAAACAUACUAUGGUCCUUAUUUUUGGAUCGUAUUUAAUGCUGUUUGUACAGAUCAAUAUCUCUUCGUACCUCAGUGUCUGUAUUUCGGACAAUAAAAUUCUAUCUUGGUUUUUAUAAUGCUUUUCUAAGA